CGAGGCGGCUGGAAGGUGACGCGCCGCCUCCACCCCCUGAAGGCGGGGCUCCGCGGCCGCGAGGAAGUCCGGCCGCCCCGGUGAUGCCCCAGCCCCGCCGCGCCAGCGCUCGGGGUCAGCGACGACAGCCACGGCGGCCGCGGCGGCGGGUCCCGCGCAGAAGUUCCUGCAGUUGUUUUUACAUAGAGGCACUCACUUUGGAGCAGUGAAUGCUUGGGUCUUCAUGCAGCCAUGGAUCUGGAUAAGCCAUCUGUCUGGGGGUCAUUUAAGCAGCGGACCAGGCCAUUAUUAAUCAACUUGAGCAAGAAGAAAGUGAAAAAGAACACUAGCAAACCCCUGGACUUAAGGGCCAAGCAUCACCUGGACCGGCGCCUCAGCCUGUCAGUCCCUGACCUUCUGGAGGCUGAAGCCCUGGUGGCAGAAGGCCACCCCUACACGGGACCCCAAUCCUCCUAUAUCUCAGUGCCCAACAGCCUGUCUACGGCAGGGAUCGUCCCCAAGAGCAGCAGCAGCUCCUUGAGACAGUCUGAAGAAGAACUGGAUUGGAGCCAGGAGGAAACAAGCCAUUUGCGUGCGCUGGAAACAGACUCAGAGGAGAUCUACACUUCUCCUGAGGAGAUCUGGACCUCCAGCCAGGGGCUCCUUGAUCACCAGAAGCCUGCCCUUGGAGCAGAUGUGCCAGGAGAGCCAGAGAAACUACCGGGCAAUGGUGACUUGAAUGCUUCCCUGACAUCUCAACAGUUUGAAGAACAAUCUGCUCUGGGAGAAACCAGUGACGGUCUGAGUAACCUCCCUGGUCAUUUUGCCUACCUUCUCACCAUCCACCUGAAGGAGGGACGCAAUCUGGUGGUCAGAGAUCGCUGUGGCACAAGUGAUCCCUAUGUGAAAUUUAAGCUGAAUGGGAAGACGCUGUACAAAAGUAAAGUCAUAUAUAAGAACUUGAACCCGGUUUGGGAUGAGAUAGUUGUGUUGCCAAUACAAAGUCUUGACCAAAAACUACGUGUGAAGGUGUAUGAUCGAGAUUUAACCACAUCUGAUUUCAUGGGUUCUGCAUUUGUGAUUCUGAAUGAUCUCGAGCUGAACAGAACAACUGAACACAUUUUAAAAUUGGAAGAUCCAAACAGUUUAGAAGAUGACAUGGGUGUGAUUGUGUUAAAUUUGAACCUAGUAGUAAAACAAGGUGAUUUCAAGAGACAUCGCUGGUCAAAUCGGAAGCGGUUAAGUGCCAGCAAGUCCUCUUUGAUACGCAAUCUUCGGCUCUCAGAGUCUUUGAAAAAGAACCAGCUCUGGAAUGGGAUUAUAAGUAUAACUUUGUUGGAAGGAAGGAAUGUCUCAGGAGGAAAUAUGACCGAGAUGUUCGUUCAGUUAAAACUGGGAGAUCAGAGGUACAAAAGUAAGACACUGUGUAAGAGUGCAAACCCGCAGUGGCAGGAACAGUUUGACUUUCAGUACUUCUCUGACAGGAUGGGCAUUUUGGACAUUGAAGUGUGGGGAAAGGACGGCAAAAAACACGAGGAACGCUUGGGCACGUGCAAAGUGGAUAUUGCUGCACUCCCAUUGAAGCAAGCCAACUGCCUGGAGCUGCCUCUGGAGAGCUGCCUGGGGGUGCUCCUCCUGCUGAUCACGCUCACGCCCUGUGUGGGAGUCUCUGUCUCUGAUCUGUGCGUCUGCCCCUUAGCGGACCCAAGUGAAAGAAAGCAGAUUUCCCAGCGCUAUUGCCUGCAGAACUCCUUGAAAGAUAUGAAGGAUGUUGGCAUUUUACAAGUAAAGGUGUUAAAGGCGGUGGAUCUGUUAGCAGCGGAUUUCUCAGGGAAGAGCGAUCCUUUCUGCUUGUUGGAGUUAGGCAAUGACCGACUUCAGACACAUACCAUUUACAAAAACCUCAACCCGGAGUGGAACAAAGUUUUUACCUUUCCCAUUAAAGAUAUCCAUGAUGUUUUGGAAGUGACAGUAUUUGAUGAAGAUGGAGAUAAACCCCCCGAUUUUCUUGGAAAAGUUGCCAUUCCUUUGCUGUCUAUUAGAGAUGGAGAAACAAAUUGUUAUGUGUUAAAGAACAAAGACUUAGAACAAGCUUUUAAAGGCGUUAUCUAUUUAGAGAUGGAGCUCAUAUAUAAUCCGGUCAAGGCCAGUAUUAGGACCUUUACCCCCAGAGAAAAGCGCUUCCUUGAAGAUAAUCGCAAGCUGUCCAAAAAGAUCUUAUCAAGAGAUGUGGAUCGGGUGAGAAGACUCACUGUGGCAGUAUGGAAUACAAUGCAGUUCCUUAGAAGCUGCUUCCAGUGGGAGUCCACACUGACAAGCACAGUGGCAUUCGUGGUAUUUUUGGUCACUGUCUGGAAUUUUGAGCUCUACAUGAUCCCCCUGGCACUGCUGCUACUGCUGUUCUACAAUUUCAUCAGACCCAUGAAAGGGAAGGUCAGUAGCACCCAGGACAGCCAGGAGAGCACAGACAUUGAGGAGGAGGAUGACGAGGAUGACAAGGAAUCUGAGAAAAAGGGACUGAUCGAGAGAUUCUAUAUGGUACAGGAUAUUGUGUCAACUGUUCAAAACAUCUUGGAGGAAAUAGCUUCUUUUGGAGAAAGAAUUAAAAACACCUUUAACUGGACAGUCCCCUUCCUUUCCUUGCUGGCCUGUUUGGUUCUGGCAGUGGCUACCAUUAUUUUGUACUUGAUUCCAUUGCGGUACAUCGUCUUAAUAUGGGGCAUAAAUAAAUUCACUAAGAAGCUCCGAAAUCCCUAUUCCAUCGACAAUAAUGAGCUACUAGACUUCCUCUCCAGGGUACCUUCGGAUGUUCAAAAGGUGCAGUACUCAGAACUGAAACCCUGCAGCAGCCACAGCCCCCUUCGGAAGAAGCGCACCACACUCGGUCCACACUGACCUUCAGCCAGCACCCUGUGCUGUGUGGUUGAUUAGACCAGUGUCAUAGCAGCUUCGGUGGUAUCUAUGGAGUCCUGAAAUGCGUGCUGUAGUCUCCCCACCUCUACUUCUUGUGCACGGAUGCAGAAACACCUGCGCACACAUCCAUCCCCACACAGGAUUCCUAGUUGCAUAGACUGUCAGCCCAGCAAGAAGAACAAACCUGGGCCCGAGAAAGACUCGCAUCCAUUUGCAAACCGGAAAUGAGGCAAAGCUUCCGCAGGAUGUGGCUGAAUAUCUUCCUAGACAACCGCCAGGAGACCACGUGGACUCCAGAGUGGCUUUAAAGUCGUUUUCACACCUCCUCCGUAUUCUAAUUAAGAUGUAGUCAUUUGCAUUCUCCUCUCAGAUUAUUGUUCCAGUAAGUUCCUUCUGAAUUAACAACUCUGGUGGCUAUGGUGUGUCCAGAUAAUGUUUCUUGGAGAAAGACUUUAGUGGUUAUCAGAAUUAGCCCAAAUCUUUGGGAUUUUUUCAGCUGUGAUCACGAAGGUUAUGUAUGUGAAUUUUGGAUGAUGUUUUGGUGCUGACCGCAGCCCACAUUAUGAUUCAUUGCUGGCAAUGGAUGUCCAAGGGAUUGCUCUUUGAAAGAGUGAGGGUUCCUUGAAAAUAUUCGGUUGUUUUAAAGUAUCACUUCUUUUGACUUAUUCUUUGCUUAUUUCCAAAAUAAAAUGUCAGUAUAUAGCUUCAGAAAGCAGGUUGGGGGGAAAAUGAAUUCAUUCCAAGUAGUUAAAAGUAUAAUAAAGCUAGAAACCAAUAAAUGGGGCUACUUGCCUAAGUAUCAUAAUCAUUUCAUUUGCCCAGAUAUUUUGAGCAGCAAAUUAAAGGGCUUUGGCCACUCAAAUUUGUAUUCUAUUUAUCUUCAGGUCGAAAUUAGCUAUAUACAAUAAAAAACUAUUUUAGGACCAAAUUCUUAGAGAAAUACCACACAAUUCCACAGUACUCUCCCAUCAAGCAAAAAUUCUGACUUGUGCCUAUAUAAAAUGUAUGAAAAUACCUUUCUGUUCAAAUAAUAUUUAAGCUUUACAUAAUGCAUUUCAUUGACAUACUUUAUAUGUGCAGUUUUACAUAUAUAUGUACAUGUAUUGUAAAGAAAAGGUUAAAAAAAACCCCUAAUUUAAUAGUUUACUAUGUUUUAUGUCUCUGGGUUGUAACUUAAUUAUCUUCAAACAAAAUGUUUAUGAAAAAUGCCAA
Messenger RNA from Cavia porcellus (domestic guinea pig), 4104 nucleotides. RefSeq names its product multiple C2 and transmembrane domain containing 2 (gene Mctp2). Bases 232 to 2874 code for a protein of 880 amino acids. The record is from RefSeq and is a predicted model, not a curated record. Gene Ontology annotation, molecular function: calcium ion binding. NCBI's taxonomy places the organism in Eukaryota, Metazoa, Chordata, Mammalia, Rodentia, Caviidae. The transcript has 23 exons. Gene Ontology annotation, biological process: regulation of neurotransmitter secretion. Gene Ontology annotation, cellular component: synaptic vesicle membrane.